AUGUACACUCUCGAAACCUCUUCGCAUAUUCUUCAGCUAUUCCCGGUUCCAAAUGAACCUUACUAUGCGCUGGUAGAUCGGGCUAAGCCUAUAGAUUACUCAAUUGUACCUCUGGCCGCCAACACAGUGCUGGCCGUACAGCCCACAUCAACAACUACAACCACCUCAGGUGCAUCUAUCGACGACCCAGAUAUUCAGCUUGUCCUCGACGGAUUGCCAAUUGGUGAUGUUCCCGCUACAUCUCCGGCAACAUUGGCCGAUUUCAUGCUUUAUUGGAAAGAGGCGCUCUCGUCUCUUGCUGUAAACUCUUCAAAAACUGGUGUCAUUCCACAGACACAAGCCACCCCAGAAUCUUCACAAUCAUCACAACCUACACAACCCUCCGAAGUUAUGAAAACAUCACUUAUCCGGAACAUUGAGCCAUUCAAGACAUCUUUUCUUGAAGAUCGGAAGCUCAAGAUCCGAGCAAUUUCAUGGAACAUACAUGCAGAGCCUCUUACAAAAGCAAACAUCCACGCACUUCUCGGUCUUCCAGAACCCUUUGAUCUCUACAUUAUAGCCAUUCAAGAGUCCGACCAGCUUGGUCCUAAAAAUCUUUAUGCAAAUCAAACUACGCUUGCUGCCACCCAGGACUACGUUGUUCAGACUCUUGGUGGCCCAAACAAGUACCAGAUCGUCGCAGCAAACCAGCUUCUCGGUAUUAUGCUACUGGUCGUCGCUGCUGCGCCGCUUAUCCCCCAUCUGUCUGGAUUUACUCAAAACACAACAGGCACAGGAAUCUUUGGCAUAUGGGGUAACAAGGGCGCGGCCGUGGUUUCUUUCUACGUUGGCCAAGAUCUUGCAGUAGGUUUGGAAGGAACGCAUAUCUCUAUUCUCAAUUGCCAUUUGGCUCAUGGCGAAGGAAUCCAAGGCAUUGAGCGUCGUCGUUGGGAGCUUUCUGAAAUCCAAAAAAAACUCAAUAUCAAUGGGCUCAUUGGUAAGCGUGCGCCAAUGUUGAUUUUUUCCGGUUCAAAUGAUAAAGAAGAAAAGGAAUCUGAGAAAAAAGAAACCAAAGAAGAACCUAAAGAAGAACCUAAAGAAGAAUCUAAAGAAGAGCCUAAAGAAGAGUCUAAAACGGAACCUAAAGAAGAACUUGAGAAAUCAAAAAAUGAAGAUGACGACGAAGAUGACAGUAUCAUUGUAAAAGAAGAUCAAGAUAGCAUUAUUGCUAAAGACAACGACAGCAUUUCCGACGAGGACCUCGAAUCACUACCGCCUGUGCCUAUUGCUGCACCAUCAAUUGACUCCUCUCCUGAACCUGAACCUGAACUUGAAUCCACACCUUCAGUGACAAUUGUGCUCGGUGAUCUCAAUUAUCGAGUUGCUUUGGAUCCUGCUGUUGUUCAGGAUCUUGUUGAACAAGAGGACUACGAUACCAUUAUUACUCACGACCGCCUUAUUGUCGAGCACCAAAACAAGCGCCUUCUGCCUCGAUUCUCUGAAGCUCCCAUCAAGUUCCCACCCACUUACAAGUAUGUGGUUGGCACGGAUGACUUUGAUGAUACUAAACAGCCAGCUUCCGCUACUGCAUCGGGUACCAAGCGAGCCCGAGCUCCAUCCUACACAGACCGCAUUUUCUUUACCAGCGAAAAUACUUCAGAGCCAUGUACGGCAUCGAAAUAUGAAUCGCUCAUGGAGUACACCAUGUCUGAUCACAAACCAGUGGUGGCUAAUUUAGACGUGGUGGUCAAGACAGUAGACCCUGAAAAACGUCGUGUUGCUGUUUCAAAAGUAUUAAAGGAAUCAGAUGAUCGCGAGAAUUUGUCCAAGCCUACGGUCACGGUGACACCACGAGAAGUAGCUAUCAAUGAUGCCUUGGUUUUACGCCCAGCUGAGGCUACAGUGGCUUUACGGUACCAGCCUAAUGAGAAGGCUCCUAACAAGGUUCUCCACUGGCAAAUUUCACUUGCACCAGAUGCUCCAAUUGAUCCUUCAGCUCCAGAAAAUGCCUUUGUUCCAAGCACAGUCUCGUCCACAUCUGUAUCAAUUUGGCCUAAACAAGGCGUGCUUCCUCCGGGGGCAACGCAAUACAUCAAGUUUGGGUGCACGCUGCCCAUUGCCAAGGGCACUUCAACGGUUUCGCGCGUUGCAGUGCUUAAUAUUAUUGACACCCAGGACAUUUUUGUACCCAUUGAAUUUUCAGCACUUCCCACUAGCUUGGGUACUUCGCUGGACGUUUUGUCACGACUUCCGAAGGGCGCACGCUCAGGAACAGCAACCAUGUCGACAGACGAUGCGGGUGCCAAUAUGCCCAAGGAGAUUUGGAGCUGUGUGGAUUAUUUAUGGCAGAAUGUGGACCUUUUGUUUGCUGAGCCGCAUAAGAAGCUCAUGUGGGAAGAUGCGCUUCAGAAUGCCGAACCGUCGCUGCAACUGCAGGUGCAGGAAUGGCUUGAUCUUGGCGAGGAUUUCGACACAGUAGUACUUACUGCUGCAAAUGCAAUUGUAAAGCCUGGAAUGCCUUUAACAAGCAAGUCGAAUCUAGGGCUGUACUCGGUGGCUGCACAGUUUUUGUUACUGCUUGAAAACCUGGAUGGUGGUGUUGUGCCUGUCGAGUACUAUUCGCUGGUGCUUAAGGGUCGAGAAGGUGCGUUGCAAGCUUUGGAGCGUGUACCGCGGGUAAAUGUCAAUGUGUUGCUUUAUCUUGCUUCGUUUCUCAAGCUGUUGCUAGACAAGGAGCAGCAGGCCAACGAUGCGCGUGCUCAGAAAAAGGCUGUCGUCAAUGUUGCUGCUCCUAUAGACUCUACUCCGACUGCUUCAAAUGCCCCAGCUGAAGUGGCUGCAACACCAGUUGCUGGGGUACCAGUUUCAGUAACCCAAGAAUCUAAUAAUGAACAGGGGAAACAGCAACAAGUACGACCAAAGUCUCGAUCGAUCAGCGAGCGAUUUGCAAGUUCAUUUGGUGGGUUUGGGCAUAAUGCACUUGAUGCUGUAACGGCAGUUGGUACAGCAGUUGGCAACGGUGUUGUUGAGGCAGGCCAUGGUGUUGUGGAUGCAGGCAAGGGGGUUGGUACUGCUGUGACGAAUGGGCUAUCCAACUUGAAGAUUCCACUUCCAAGCACAGCUGGGGCAUCAUCGUCAUCUGGGGUUGAUGAUGUGAGUGAAGCUACAGCGGAGAUUAAAUUGGUGGAUAAUACAGACAAAGAGGAGCCAAUUCGCGUGGAUGCUGGACGUGCUCGGGCAAUGCUUUCAUUUUUUGAAGGAUACGUGAUUGCAAAGCCCAUAGGAUUUAAGGAAACUAAGGCGGCGAAGAAUGCACGGGUAGACUUUUUGGCCGAGCUUGUUGGAGUUUAG
Magnusiomyces paraingens is the source of this 3330-nucleotide messenger RNA. RefSeq lists its product as uncharacterized. The coding region runs from base 1 to 3330 and encodes 1109 amino acids. The record is from RefSeq and is a predicted model, not a curated record. The transcript has a single exon. NCBI's taxonomy places the organism in Eukaryota, Fungi, Ascomycota, Dipodascomycetes, Dipodascales, Dipodascaceae. Gene Ontology annotation, biological process: phosphatidylinositol dephosphorylation. Gene Ontology annotation, molecular function: phosphatidylinositol-4,5-bisphosphate 5-phosphatase activity.